AAUGGUUUCUACUCUUGCAAUAAUUGCCUUGUACGUAGUGGGAACUUCUAAUUAAUUAAAAAGAAGUCCUCCUCAUCCUUCAUCUCCCUUAAUUAGGAUUAUUGCUCCUUAGACUACCUCGAAUUAAGACGAGAGAAAGAGAGAGAGUGAGAGAGAUGAGGAGCUACGUUGGGCAGUCAAAGAAAGGGAAGAAGAGCAACUCAUCAGCGAAGCAAAUUAGGCAGCCUCAGAGAGGACUUGGGGUGGCUCAGUUGGAGAAGAUUAGACUCCAAAAUAAGAUGACGGAUCUGAGAGGACAAUUUGCAUAUCCUGAUUCAUCAUCGCUUUCCACACCAUCGUCUGUCUUUGGAGCUCAUCCUAGCUUUAUGAUUGGAUUUGAAGGUUCUACAGAAAUCACAUAUGGCGAACACUUUUCUGGUGCAGCAAAAUGGUCCUUGAACGAUUCAAAUAGUCAUCCAAUGUUGUUCAUCAACGAACAAGACAAUGAGAGGAAUAACAUGCGACAGGAUCAGCAGCUUCAGCUCUCAAUUGGUUCUAAAGGCCGAGACUCCGAUUCAGCAUUAGAUUUAGAGCUAAAAUUAUCUUUGUAGCAAUAUGUUUAUUAUGUAUAUUUUAUUGAGUGUCGAUAUUUCUUUUUUUUUCAACUUUACUUUGUACCACAUGGAUGGUACAUUCUACUAUAUAAUCUGCACCCCAAACAAUUAGCACAAUACAAU
Molecule: messenger RNA, 716 nt
Organism: Zingiber officinale
Lineage: Eukaryota; Viridiplantae; Streptophyta; Magnoliopsida; Zingiberales; Zingiberaceae
Product: protein SPEAR3-like
Exons: 5
Coding region: 156-590 (144 amino acids)
Molecular function (GO): DNA-binding transcription factor activity
Source: RefSeq, a predicted model, not a curated record